UUUACCUUAAUAUCUUUUAUUCUUUUUUUUCAAGAAGAACUUGCUUCUGCCCCAUCUUCAUCUGAUGCGAACAAAAAAAUGACCCCUCUUUCUGCUCCUCUUGUUGUGGUCCUGUUGGAGAGUGUGAGCGUCCUAGUAGCGCUUGCCACAAGGAUCCGCUUCAAAGAGGAAUUGCAUGUGAAGCCUGUGCGCAGUGGGGCUGAAGAUGCGUUUUUACUGCAUUUCUCGUUCUCGACAAAGGCAGAAAUAAGUACUACUGGUCCUACAUCUACUGAAAGUAUCCGAGGGACUACUAGCUCUACUGGCUACUCUACCUCGUCCAUCCGUUCCCGUUUUUUCCAGAAGUCUAUAGCACAAAUUUUCGCCUCCGAUGAAAAUCUUGGUGCUUUCGAUGCCACGCUGACACAAGGGAGGAUCACUUCUAACGAUGGUCGUGGCGCUGGACGAGCACAAGGAGGUGCUUUCCGUUCUCAGCCACCUGGAGCCACACUUAUCGCUUCUUCGAGAUGGAAAAGUACCAGCAAAACCCUAUCUUCAUCUAGAUCUGCCGUGGCACGAGCCGAUCUAGACUGGAGCAAGCUCGUAUUCCAGUUGGCAGGGUUGUUGUGCGCCAGCUUCGAGGCUAUGGAUACUGGUCAUACAGGGUUCGAAUGGAUUCAACCUGUGGAAAGGGUGGAGCAAAGAAGAGCAUCUUUUGGUAGGGCAUAUAAUUCAUCUUCGUCAAGAAGUGCUUCUACAACUACGGACUCUACAAGAACUACGGAACAACAGCAACAUGAAGAUCUUGUUCACGAAUCUUCUCAACAUGAAGAUCUUGUUUCUUCUCGUUCUCUGCUCUACAUGACCCUGCCUUACGAACCAGUGUGCACUGAGAACUUGACGCCUUUGCUGAGGUUACUACCCUGUCGCGGAGACGCAGGCCUGGGUCAGAUGCUGCUUGCGCCAGUCGCGUUCGCCACUGCUGGUUAUUUUUCUAUCCGUUUAUCCGCCAGUCGUAGUGGAGGGUUUGAAGCUACGAUCACAGCACAAGUGGAAAAGAAGACACUGAUGUUUGCAGGAGUAGAAACUCAACAAACUCCAACUUCUGGAGAGGUGGAUUACUCCAAUUAAGGUGGCUACCGUUAGUAGAGCACUCUCAGCACCAUCCUCUUUUCUACUUGUGAAAAAGAAGAUAAGGAUGCUCUCAGGGACGCGAAGGCGAUAGCUCUAAUCCAAGAACUAUUUUGGGAGUAUCUUGAACGCACUGGGUGGUGGGAUGAAAGACGGAGGCUUUUCAAGAUGCCCUAUCAGCGUGUGGCCGCCCAAUCUGUUAUUUUAUGGAGAAGAGAAAGUGCUGAGCACUCCUGGAGGAAAGAAUAUGAAGGACAUCGAACGGAUCAAGAAUGCUCUUCUUGUUGGGACGCAGAAUGGCGCGAAAGAACGUGAAAUCAAGCUAUUGGGGCAGCAGCACAAGAGAAAUCGCAUCUUCAACUCCAAACUAGACGGACUCCUAAUUCAAAACCCAGCCAAACUCCGAGAGCUUCUUCAGCACCAGGGAAGCCCCAAGAAGAGAGAAGCCCCAGCAAGAAGUAGCGGUGAUGGCUACGAAGAAACCGUGCUCCGCGAAAUCCUUCCAGCUUCUUCUGGUGCGCGCAGCUACGGCACAUGGAGCUUGAGAGUAGGAAAUUUAGAUCCUUAUUUAAGGCUCAGCUUUCAAUGGUAUCAUUUAGAUUGGGGUUGGUCACUGAGAUCGAAGAGGCGACCCGUUGAGGAAAGAUGGGGGGGGAAAACGAAGGGAAGGGGGAGAGCCUUGAAGGGGGUCCGUUCCGUUCAGAGUCAGUGACCAUUGAAGGCUGAGCUUUAACUUAUGCUCGCCGAGUUGUGGAAGUAACAGAGUCGCUGCCUUACUUUCUGCAACCAUUGUGGCAUACAGCAGAAUUGAUAGUAAAUUGCGCUGUUGAUGUUCUUCUUGAAGUAGAACAUGAUCAACAUCUUCGAGAACAACAACAGGUCAACACCAGAACCAGGACCCUCUCAGGAAAAGCGGCUCUACAAGCACUAAAUCUAGACUUGAGAACACGGACAGGAAGAAAAGCGCAACUCGUGUUUGACCUUUCUGUUGAUGCGAAGAAAAUAUUGGAACAACUAGAACAAGAACAAGUAGUACAACUGGGAGAAACGCAAACUACAUCUUCUAGAACAACAGCACCUUUGUUCUCAUCAUCUCGACCUAGUAAAACGUUACCUCCGACUCCGACAAGCGUCUCUUUCCGUGUGCAACUACUCAAAAGAUUUGUCCACAUGGACGAUUUCUCCUUCGCUGCAGAGAAAGGCUUUGAUGUUGGCGCAGCUGCUUGGAAAGUAGUGGAUGUAGAUGAAGAUAAUUCAUCCACUUCUACUAGAGAACAAAAUCUACUAGAUGAUCUUCGCACCACGUCGAACAAGUACAAGGAAGAAGAGACGAGUAGUACAACUACAGAGAAAGUAGACAAAAUACUAGAUAUGAUGGUAAAAAACAUAAAGGAGCAGCCGCCGCCUCAUGUUCAGGACUCCGACAACAAUUUCUACCAACAUUCGUCCCUUCAUUUGACAGAGGGUGCAUUGGUGAUGAUCCAAAUGCCAGACUUUUCGAUGCCUUUUAACGUCGUCUGUCUGACCGCUACCUUCGCAAGCUUCUUUUUUUCACAGUUGUUCAGAGUGGCAACAGCACCUGCGGGACUCUCAUGAUCAGGAAUCUAAUAAAUGUAAAAGUAGUUGUACUAGUUGUUCUACUACUAGUUCUACUUUAAUACAAAGAAAACCAAAGAGCUGUUCUACUUAAGACGAACAAUCAAGAACGAAAUGUGUGAAUUCCAGCACGGUCAGGACAAACCCCGGAGCACUUGUUCCCU
This is a messenger RNA of Amoebophrya sp. A25, 2870 nucleotides long. NCBI's taxonomy places the organism in Eukaryota, Dinophyceae, Syndiniales, Amoebophryaceae. The record is from the annotation of a GenBank genome assembly.